Scomber scombrus (Atlantic mackerel) is the source of this 3341-nucleotide messenger RNA. It is a transcript of the gene tmem214, whose product is annotated as transmembrane protein 214. NCBI's taxonomy places the organism in Eukaryota, Metazoa, Chordata, Actinopteri, Scombriformes, Scombridae. The transcript is spliced from 17 exons. Gene Ontology annotation, cellular component: endoplasmic reticulum; Golgi apparatus. The record is from RefSeq and is a predicted model, not a curated record. Bases 56 to 2122 code for a protein of 688 amino acids.
UCCUGUGUCAUUCAGCAGGGAGGAAGGAGCUAAAAACACCCCGUCCAGAACAGACAUGGCUUCAAAUAAUGGCUCAGUGGGCAAAUGGGAGGUAGUGAAGAAAGGAAAGAAAGGCAGCAGCUCGGGAGGAGGUAAAAACCCGAAUGACAAGAAGCCCGGCGGCGGCAGCGGCGUUGGAAGGAAAGCCCUGGGCGAGUCCAAUCUGCCGGCCAGAGCGCCCCUGAAGAUGUCAGAAACCCUGUACGACGGCUUCGAGAAGAUGGGCAAGAAACAGAACAAGGAGCAGGUCCCACCACCGGCCGAGCCUCAGAACAAGAAGCCCUCGUCGAGUAAACCAUCCAAGAAGUCACACUCCAGCAGUACACCACCCCCGGCCCCUCACAAGACCCUCGAGGAAGCCUUCAAAACUCUGGAUGUCGGGGACCUGAAGCAGCAGUUGGCUCGCAGUCAGACCCUGUUCCCAGAAAACCCGUCAGUGUGGGUUAAAGAUCUGGCGGGAUACCUCAACCUCCAUUUGACCACGCCAGAAACGGAGCCCACACUCAGCAGCUAUGCUCACGAUUACCCAUACUGCCUUACAGGAAAGGAGCUGAAGGGCGUCAUCAAAGGCCUCAUUGGACGUUGCAGUGACAUUCUGCCAGAUUUCUUCGACCACUGUAUUUACACUAUGCUCAGGGAGCUGGACAGACAGCCAGGGGAACCACUGCACGGCUACAGAGUUUGCAUUCAAGCAAUCUUACAAGACAAACCCAGAAUAGCCACCCAAAACCUGCCAGAGUAUUUGGAGCUGUUGAGGUCUGCUCAGAGUCGUCCAGUGAAGUGUUUGACCAUCAUGUGGGCUCUGGGUCAAGCUGGAUUUUAUGACCUGAGCCAGGGACUAAGAGUGUGGCUGGGAAUCAUGCUUCCUGUGCUGGGAGUGAAGUCCUUAUCAUCAUAUGCCAUCGCCUAUCUGGAGAGACUUCUGCUACUUCAUGCCAACUUGACAAAGGGAUUUGGCAUCAUGGGCCCUAAAGAGUUCUUUCCUUUACUGGAUUUUGCCUUCAUGCCCAAGAAUGCCCUUUCAUCAAGUCUGCAGGAGCAGCUGAGGCGCCUGUACCCUCGCCUAAAAGCCCUCGCAUUUGGAGCCAAACCUGAGAGCACAUUACACACAUACCUGCCAUCCUUUCUGUCCAGAGCCACGCCACACUGUCCUGAUGACAUGAAGAGAGAGCUUCUCAACAGUAUGACAGAGUGUUUGUGCGUGGAUGUACAGAGUCUCGGAGUGUGGAGGCAGCUCUACACCAAACACUUACCCCAGUCCAGCCUGUUGUUGAACCAUUUAUUGAAGUCCUGGAGAGUCCUGCCACCAAAGCUGAGGAAGAACCUUGAAGAAACUGUCCAGUCUUUCAAAGUGACCAACGAGGAAAUGAAAGAAAACACCGAUUCUCAGGAGGUGCAGGAAUGCAAUAACCUGUGCCAGAACCUGCAGGUGAAGAUGAAGGGUCACGGGUUCCCCUGGUCCAAGCUGCUCAUGGUCAUGCUGGUGUUCAUCGCCGGCUUCAUCGCUCAUGAUGUCAGAUCUCACGGCUCCUUCGCAGAUUCAACAGCAGCCAGAUAUCUGCGCAACUCAGGGGUUACAGCUGUUUCUCAGCAGGCUUGGGGCAAAAUAACAGUCUAUUCGAAGCAGGGGUUCAGUUGGAUAGAGACAAACACUCCUCAUUAUUACUCUGAGUGUGUGCGGGUGAUGGGGCCACUAAUGGAACAAGGUAUGGAAAAAGCAAAAUCAGCAGCCAUCUUCAUCUCUGAAAACACCACCCAGUUUAUCCUCUGGGUGAAAGAAAAGACACCGCUGGUCAUAGAAUGGGUGAACACCAACACACCAGACAGUGUAUUCCAGGUGUUGGCAUACCUGAAGGAGCUGCUCCUCCUCCUUCACAAGAACUACAUCCUGCCAGCGCUGGCGUACAUGUCUGACCUGCUACAACGAGCAUGGACCAACCUUCAGGAGUCCUGCAAUGGUGAGGUGUCCGUAUCGUGCCUGCAGGGCCACGCCGUGUCCAUCACCAACUCAACGUGGCAGCUCCUCCAACACACAACGUCCGCCAUCAAGACGUGGGCUCAGGAGCUGCUAACGCGAGCAUGAUAAAAGCCGAUUUACACACACGCUCAAAAUAUACACACACGUGAAGUUAUAUACACACACACACGCCGACCCAAUGAAGCUGCCUUUCAAUGCGUCAGCUCCCCCUCUUAAGCCGUGAUUGGACACUGCGGGGCCAGACAACAAACUCUCACUCACAGAGGACCCUUCUAUCGCUUGUUUUUUGGCUAAAUUUUACCAACCAGUUUCGCUGUUGUAUGGAUGUUUUUUUUCUACCGAUCUUUUUGUCACUGCUGGAUGCAGAGGUCGUCUCUCCCUCUCCCUGAGUUUUCUACUGCAGAUUUCAGCUGUUCCUUUUACUGCUGGGUUAAAAAAACAUAUAUGUAAUUUAUAGAGAAGAUGUAGGUUUGUAGAUGAUUUAUAAACCAUUUUUAUUUAAAGAUAUAAAAAAAAACUUGGAAAAGGGCAGGGAAAUGACCAAAAAACAAAAGAAAAGAUAUUCCAGACUUCUAUGAGCCACAGACCUCUAAGAACCGCUAAAUUCUGGGAGACACUUUAUCUCCCACACCUGGUCCUGCUCACCAGAAAGAUGCAGUAUGGCUGUGUGUGUGUGUGUGUGUGUGAGGGUGUGUGUGUGUGUGUGUAUGUGCAAAGCCAUCAUAAAUAAAGCCUUGGGAAGCUGUCCAGCAGGCGGCGCACGAUGUAAAGCCUAAAACAAGAAAGAUGAAUUUAGAUAAUUGUGGGGUCAAAUCUGCUGGUGGAUUGACUCCUUUGAGAGUGGACGGCAUGAACCAGAAUAGGACUCGAGGAAGUCUCACAUCAAUCCACGAGGUCCAGAAGGAGAAGAAAUCUACUCGCUGCCUUCUCUGUCCUGCACAUCACCUCGUCUUGUCUUCGCUGCUGCUUCUUCAUCUUCUUUGUCCAUCCUCCUCCUUUUGCUGCAGUCAGUCGCUCCACACCUGAGCUACAAGCAGCACAACGGUUGUGUUACUCAUACUUGAAGGUUGAUGACAUUCUGUGUGUGUGUGUGUGUGUGUGUGUGUCUGCCUGCAUGGAUGCUUAGUCUAGAUAAUUGUACGGUGAUUAAUCCCCUCCACCUUCCCGUGCCAAUUUCCUCUUGUACACUGCAAUCUGACAAAGUACCCCUCUUCUGACCGGCUGAUUCACUAACCCUGAGAUGUUUGGAUGGAUAUGGCAAAUGACUAAUGUCUUACUUUGUAAUGUAAGUGAUUUAUAAUAAAGACUUCAACCCCAUGCACUA